This is a messenger RNA of Linderina pennispora, 399 nucleotides long. RefSeq lists its product as uncharacterized. The transcript has a single exon. NCBI's taxonomy places the organism in Eukaryota, Fungi, Kickxellomycota, Kickxellomycetes, Kickxellales, Kickxellaceae. The coding region runs from base 124 to 354 and encodes 76 amino acids. The record is from RefSeq and is a predicted model, not a curated record.
GAUUAGCUAGGCCGAUCGCUGCCUUUUAUUCUUCACAAAUGGGCGAACCGAGCGCUCUUUCUUUUUCAGAUCAUUCGUGGUGUUUGUAUUGGCAAUGUGCACUGGCUGUGUUCAAGCAACCGCAUGGUGGUAAAUCCGCAUGCGCCAGCAUGCGUUCUGUAUAUAUUUGCUGCUCUGUAUGUGGUUGUCGGUCUGUAUGUGUUUGUGAAAGCGAGAAGUCGGGCGCAGGAAUGGGGAAGGAGAGGCGUAGCCGAAAUCCGGUUGGAGGCCGCAUCCCUAUCGCCAUGCACAUGUAGCGUCCUACAAAGCACAGACAGGAGCCGCACCAGUUCAGCUACCCUUGCGGCACAUUGAAUGCUCACUAGUGGAGAACAGAGCCAUAUAGGUGAGUGCAAAUCG